AUGAAUAAUUUUACCUCUUUACUCGAUUUUUUAAAGCAAGAAGAAGAAAAGAAAAUAGGAACUAAUAAUGAUGACGCAAAUACCGAUUUAUCAUAUGGUUUUAUUGAUAAGAAUCCAUUGUUAAAAAGCCUAGUUCGUUCGUUCGAGCGAUUUGAAAAUCAUAAUGAUAAUUAUGAAUAUGAGUUUAUGCAAAUUUUUAUUGACACAAUAAUUAGCAAUUUGACAAAGUCGAACAAUCAUCGUCGAUAUGGCACUACAAUUAAGAAUUUCGCAUUGUCAUUGCAUAUUAUAGGUGGAAAAUUAACAUAUGAAUUUAUUCGACUGAAUUUGCCAGGUUCUUUACCGAACUUAGCCAUGUUGAAUGCAUUAAUGUCAAGCUCGGAUUCAAAAUUUAGUGAAGGAGAGUUCGGAUUUGACCAACUUGAAAAGCGUUGUAAUAAUCUUGGUGUUCAAUAUGCGUUUGCUUCGGAAGAUGCUACUGAUGCAACACAUCUGGUUACUAAAUGGCGCAAUCGUUUGUUAUCAUCAAGCGCUGCAUUGUGGCUUGAAAAUAAAUCCAUAUCAAUUAAUCAUUUAUAUGAUAUCAUAAACAAUGAACAUUACUCUACAUUAGAUCAUGGCUUGACAAAAUUCGAUAUUAACCCUCAAGAUCGCCAAAACUUUAGUUCUUGUUUGAAAUUAGCAUUUCACGAUCUUAUUAACAUUUUAUCUAAAAAUAAUGAUACUCGUGGAACAUUGAUUUGUCUUCAAAUGUUUCGAAUGAUCAUUGUGACUUAUGUGGAGAAGCGAAUGACUGUUGCUGAACAUACCCUUUGUGAGAAAAAAUAUUUUAUUUCAGGACUUCGAUCUGCUUGGACUGUUGUGUUCCUUUGCACAGCAUGGUUGACAUGGAUUAAAUGCACAUCAUUUAAUUCAUCAUACACCACAAGAAACAAUAAAAGCAAAUAUUUUAUCACAAGACCAGCAUAUUUAUCGAUGGAAAUCAACGCACACAAUUUGUUAUACUUAAUUAUACUCAUUAAGGAGAAAAAGCUACCACCAUCUGUACUUCACAUUGAUAUCUUUAGCUUGCAAGCUUGUGAAUCACUUUUUAGAAACGCUCGCGCAUUAAGUGGUAUUUAUCCAACUAUAGUAAACUUUACAAUACAUGACUUUUUACGACGUGCUCAAAGAUUAUCAAUAUUGAGCGAUAUCAAACAUAUGCAGUCAGAUACCGACUUAGUUAACAAUUUUAUUUUUCCAGCUCAUCACAAGCAUCGAAGUGUUCGUCAUGCGGCCGUUAUGAUAAACCAAUAUGAAAUUGAUCAAAUAGAUAUCGAAAAACUUAUCACUGGAGCUUAUGAUAAGGCGAUUCAGAAAUGGUGA
This is a messenger RNA of Adineta ricciae, 1365 nucleotides long. The record is from the annotation of a GenBank genome assembly. NCBI's taxonomy places the organism in Eukaryota, Metazoa, Rotifera, Eurotatoria, Adinetida, Adinetidae.